Clunio marinus is the source of this 1483-nucleotide messenger RNA. NCBI's taxonomy places the organism in Eukaryota, Metazoa, Arthropoda, Insecta, Diptera, Chironomidae. The record is from the annotation of a GenBank genome assembly.
CCAUGACGAUAUUGAUACGUAAAUAAAACCGGCAUGAAGAAAAUCAUCAUAUUUGUGAUGUCUCAAAAAUAAUGUCGACUUAAAGCUUACCUAAAUUUUGCUUUCAAUUAAAAAAUGUCUUACAAACGUUCCCAUUCAACUCUUGAAAUAUUAAUGAAAUUUGUUUUCUUAAUGAAGUCUUCAAUCUCAUAUCGCUCACUAGAAACUAAAUCAACAGAGAAAGAAAUGUAAUGUAUUGAAAAGCGGGGAUUUACAACAGAGAUGAUCAAUGUGUUGUACCUUUCUUGUGGUCAAUACAUAAAAUAUUUCCACACAAUCAUCGAACUUAAAUAUGUGAUAUAAGACAAAAGAAGAAAACAAAAUUUUAUUAAAAGACAAACGUGGAAAAUUUCCAGCAGAUAAGUUUCUUGUUUAACUUCCAUCGUCUUGAGUUUGUGAGGUUUUUGUCCACGGUUAGAUUUACUAUAAAUUGGAUGAUUCUUUGGGAAAAGAUAUCAUUCAGUCUUAAAGAUUAAAAACUGCUGCAGCCACUAAGAACUUCUUUUUAUUUUAAAGAACAAAAGGAUUAAUUAACAAAGAUAUAAAAAUGAAAUUCUUAAUUGUGUUUCUUGCUUUAAUUGUUGCUGCAUUAGCUGCUCCAUUUGGUGGUUUCGGUGGCUUUGGAGGCUACGGAGGUUACCCUGGAUAUGGAGGAUUUGGAGGUCCAAGUUUCGGUGGAAGCUCAGCCAAUGCCGCCGCAUCAUCACAGUCGUUCGGUGGUGGAUUUGGAGGUCCAUUCGGUGGUGGAUUUUCAGGAUCUUCUGCCAAUGCUGCUGCUGGAUCCAACAGUUUCGGUUUUGGACGAUAAUCGCCUGUCAAUCAAAAUAUUGGAUCGACCUUAAUUUAUUUUUAAUUCGUCUGCCUUUGUGUCUAAUAAGUUUAAACCAAAAUAAAUAAAAUUAUACGUACUUUCAUAUAACUUCAAAUAAAAGCAACCUUGAACUUUGUGUAAAAGUUUAAUUUUUUUAAAAAAAAAAUAUAAAAUAUUAUUCGUGAGUAUUCUUCGAAAACAACACUUAGAAGACAAAAUAUUCGCAAGUACUUAAACUUAAGAUUCUACUUGUUUUCAUUUUAAUUAGCACUUGACGAAUCAAUGAAGGAUGCAGAAGCUUUCAUUAUUUAAUGACAUUAGAAUUUUAAUAAGUGCCUUGUGCUUAGAAAAAUAUUUUACGUCUUUUCUUCAUCUUCUGAUAAUUUCAAAGAUCAGAGAGAAGAUUUAUCAGAACGAACAAAUUAUCAAAGAUGAAAAACAUGGCCUUGAACCAAUCUGUUUAUAAAAGCUUCAAUCAAAUAAGCACGAUUCUUUCGUUCGCAUUAUUUGUGUAGAGAUAUUAUACAAAACUCGUUUUUAUACUGUCGAACCUGUAACAAAAACAGAAAUAAAGAUUUAUGUGAGUGCCUCGAAACAUCGAUAAUUUAACAACGGAGAAAAAAACUUUCCGUU